Molecule: messenger RNA, 984 nt
Organism: Trematosphaeria pertusa
Lineage: Eukaryota; Fungi; Ascomycota; Dothideomycetes; Pleosporales; Trematosphaeriaceae
Product: short-chain dehydrogenase
Exons: 1
Coding region: 1-984 (327 amino acids)
Source: RefSeq, a predicted model, not a curated record
AUGUCGAAUUAUUUUUCCAAGGCGCUUCGCACGCAAACCAUUAAUAUUCCUCCACCUCCCCUCACCGAGCAAAACCUGCCCGACCAAUCCGGACGGGUGCAUAUCAUCACAGGCGGCUAUGCUGGCGUCGGGCUUGAAUUGGCAAAGAUACUCUACGCCAAAGGAGCAACUCUCUACAUCGCCGGGCGCAACGAAGAGAAGGGCCAAAAAGCAAUCGAAGACAUCAAGAAACAACAUCCCUCUUCAUCCGGCGCGCUCAAAUUCCUGCUCCUCGAUCUCAGCGACCUCAGCACAAUCAAAUCCUCCGCCGAAACCUUCAUACGCCAGGAAUCCCGCCUCGAUGUCCUUGUCAACAACGCUGGCGUCAUGAUCCCGCCAAAAGGCAGCAAGACGGCGCAAGGCCACGAACUGCAACUCGGAACUAACUGCCUCGGACCCUUCCUCUUCACCAAGCUACUUAUGCCGGUGCUCAUCCGCACCGCGGGAACAGCGCCUCCGAACUCAGUCCGCGUCAUCUGGGCGUCGUCGUCGGGAAUCCAGGUCUGGGCUCCGGACGGCGGUGUUGUGUUUGAAGGCACUACGGGGACUCCAAAAGUAUUCGACGUGCCGCGAACGGACUACGGGCAGUCAAAGGUGGGCAAUGUACUCCUCGCCGUGAAGCUGCAGGAACUUUGCCGCCAGCACGGCAUCGUCAGCGUGUCGUUCAAUCCCGGGAAUCUGAAAACGGAACUGCAGCGGCAUACCGGAGGUCUGCUCAGGCGUUUGGGAGAUGCGAUGCUGUACCCUGCUGUCUUCGGGGCGUAUACGGAGUUGUAUAGUGGGUGGAAUGAGGAUAUCACUGCUGGCGGGGGAGUCACGUAUGUCAUGCCUUGGGGGAGAGAUGGCUCGGAGAUGGUGAGGGAGGAUAUAAGGAGAGGUAUGAAGGAGGGGUUGCAGCAGAAGUUUUGGGAUUGGUGUGAGAGGGAGACGGAGAUGUAUGCGUAG